Drosophila eugracilis is the source of this 619-nucleotide messenger RNA. RefSeq names its product cuticle protein 16.5. NCBI's taxonomy places the organism in Eukaryota, Metazoa, Arthropoda, Insecta, Diptera, Drosophilidae. The record is from RefSeq and is a predicted model, not a curated record. The transcript is spliced from 2 exons. The coding region runs from base 54 to 521 and encodes 155 amino acids.
GUCUGUCUCCCUUUCCAGCGACACAAGUCGAAGAAGCCAACUCCCAAACCAAAAUGUUCAAAUUGUUCGUUCUCGCUGCUCUCUUGGCCGUGGCUGCCGCCAAGCCCGGACACCUGGCUGCUGCUCCUGUGGUCUACAGUGCACCUGCCACCACCACCGUCGUCCAGGAGCCCGUCCUGGCUAAAGUUGGUGCCGUCGUAAAGAGUGUGCCCACUGCCGUUUCCCACCAGAGUGUGACCCAGGUGCACAGCACCCCAGUGGUUGAGGAUGUGGUUGCCCCUGUGGUCAGGACCACUGCUGUUCACUCUGCUCCCGUCGUGGCUGCCGCCCCCAUUGUCAAGACUGUGGCUCCCGUUGCCUACUCUGCUCCUGUGGCCUACUCCGCCCCGGUAGCCUACUCCUCUUACUCCGCCCCUCUGACCUACUCCGCGCCGGUGGCCUACUCCGCGCCCCUCUCCUACGCCGCCCCUGCACCCCUGCUGCACCACGCCCCUCUGACCUAUGCCGCCAGCGCCUGGUAAAUGUGUUGAAGAGAACGAAAGAUUUUGAACUGUGCCUUGUUAAGUAAUUUGAAAAAAGUCAAAAACGAAAAUAUAAUAAAUUAAAUGUGAAAAAUAAA